Molecule: messenger RNA, 441 nt
Organism: Lactuca virosa
Lineage: Eukaryota; Viridiplantae; Streptophyta; Magnoliopsida; Asterales; Asteraceae
Source: the annotation of a GenBank genome assembly
AUGGCUGGAGUGAAUGUUUCGACUGAUGUCAUCAAACCAGUGGAACAUAUUGAUGACACAACAGUGGCUGAGAAAAUACAUUCAAAAGCUAGUGUUUUCCGAAAAUUGAAGAAAAGAAAUAGGGGUUCACGAAAAUCUUCUCCUUCUAAUGUUCGUAAACCACAACUCUCUCAUCAAGGAGUCAUUUUUCGAGAGGUUCCUGCCCCAGUUUCGCCUCAGUCCAACGAACGUAGAGCUGAAGACGUGGCCAAAUGUAUUUCAAAGAAGAAGAAAAGACAACAAAAGUUGGUUGUCCAAGAGGACUCAUCUGAAGAAGAAAUUGUUCCUGAAACACCAGAACCAAUUGUUUCUCAAUCGAGGGGAGGUGAAAGAAUUCAAGCAUUUGGUGAAAGAACGCCAUGUGUUAUUCGUUCAAGAUCUCAAGAACGCGAGGGAAUGUAA